This is a messenger RNA of Pseudophryne corroboree (corroboree frog), 4709 nucleotides long. RefSeq names its product adhesion G protein-coupled receptor A3 (gene ADGRA3). The coding region runs from base 490 to 4365 and encodes 1291 amino acids. Gene Ontology annotation, biological process: cell surface receptor signaling pathway; G protein-coupled receptor signaling pathway. Lineage: Eukaryota; Metazoa; Chordata; Amphibia; Anura; Myobatrachidae. The record is from RefSeq and is a predicted model, not a curated record. Gene Ontology annotation, cellular component: plasma membrane; external side of plasma membrane. Gene Ontology annotation, molecular function: protein binding; G protein-coupled receptor activity. The transcript has 19 exons.
CCGGGGACAGGGAUGACGCCGGUAUCGGAGGCCAAUACCGCCAGGCAGCAGCGCCAGCCCGUAAUGUGAGAGGGGGCAGGAGGCCUCUCUCCCGUCCCGCCCGGGGGCCACAGGCAGACGGCGGAGGCGGCAGGAGCACGGACCUCCCAGGCUGCGCUCCCAGCACAGAGACCACCCGGUAACCAGAGACCCCCACACCGCCCCCAGCCGCCAGGCUGCGCCCACCCCUCACAGCCAGAGUCCGACAGCAGCAGCCCGCCCCCACUAGCCUGAGAGACCCCCGACCUGCAGCAGCACUCCCGCACACCGGGCUCCCCCCGCACUCACCUCCCUGACGCAGAGGAAAGACUCCCGCCCGCACAGGGCUAUACACCGGAGACCCCCCCCUCCUACAGGACACAGACCACCCCCCUCAUUGGAAUACAGACUACCCCCAGUACCCGGACAGCAGCAGCACGUACUGAGUAGCCGCAGCCCGGGCUGGCUGUAAUGGAGGCCUGGGGCCUGCUGCUCGCCGUACUGUCCGCGGCCUGGGCGCUGCCCCCCGGGUGUAAGCAGGACGGGAGACCCCGGGGCACGGGCAGGGCGGAAGCGGGGAAGGUGGUGUGCAGCGGACUGGACGCCGGCAGGAGCCUUCCCCUGGGAGCAUUGCCCAACCGGACCACCACCCUAAUACUUAACAGUAACAAGAUCACUGAACUAAACAAUGCUUCCUUCGAGGGACUGCGUUUUCUAGAAAGGCUAGAUCUCCGAAAUAACUUGAUCAGUGCAAUUGAACCUGGUGCCUUUUCUGGACUUGCGUUUCUUAAACGACUGGACCUUGCCAAUAAUAGGAUUGGAUGCCUCAAUUCAGAUAUAUUUAAGGGCCUCACCAACCUAGUUAGAUUAAAUCUGUCUGGGAAUUUAUUUUCUUCAUUGGCACAAGGAACAUUUUCUAAUUUGGUUGCCUUAAAGUCAUUAGAAUUCCAGACAGACUAUCUUCUGUGUGAUUGCAAUCUUCUGUGGAUGGCAGGGUGGAUAAAGGCAAAAAACAUAACUGUCCGUGAGACUAAAUGUUCCUACCCUAAGGCUCUCCAAGGCCAGCCGGUGACGGCAGUAAAAGUGGAACAGCUGACAUGCGAAUCACCUCUCGAGUUGCCAUCGUUUUACAUGACCCCUUCGCAUCGCCAAGUGGUCUUUGAAGGGGACAGUCUUCCUUUCCAAUGCAUGGCUUCCUAUAUUGACCAGGACAUGCAGGUGUUGUGGUAUCAAGAUGGAAAGAUUGUAGAAACAGAUGAGUCGCAGGGCAUUUUUGUUGAGAAGAACAUGAUCCACAACUGCUCGCUGAUUGCUAGUGCCCUGACCAUUUCCAAUAUACAAGCUGGAUCCACAGGGAACUGGGGCUGCCGAGUGCAGAGCAGGCGUGGUAAUAACACCAGGACUGUGGACAUUGUAGUACUAGAGAGCUCGGCGCAGUACUGCCCUAUGGAAAGGGUUAUUAACAACAAAGGGGACUUUAGGUGGCCAAGAACAUUGGCAGGAAUCACUGCAUAUCUUCUGUGUACGCGUUAUUCUGCUGGCAACGGCAUCUACCCUGGCAACCAACAAGAUGACAUCAGAGCUUGGCGACGAUGUGACAGAGGGGGCUUCUGGGCAGAGGAAGACUAUUCUCGAUGCCAGUAUGCUAAUGAUGUUACACGUGUCCUGUACAUGUUUAAUCAGAUGCCCCUUAACCUGACUAACGCAGUGGCGACCGCUAAGCAGCUUCUGGCCUACACCGUGGAGGCGGCAAACUUCUCUGACAUGAUGGAUGUCAUCUUUGUUGCUGAAAUGAUUGAAAAAUUUGGGCGUUUUGCUGAAAAAUACAAAGAGCUUGGUGACGUCAUGGUUGACAUAGCCAGUAACAUAAUGCUGGCUGACGAGCGAGUCUUGUGGAUGGCACAGAAAGAGGCGAAGGCUUGCACACGUAUAGUGCAGUGCUUACAGCGUAUUGCUGCCUACCGGCUGGCCAAUGGCGCGCAAGUAUACUCCACAUUUUCCCCAAACAUAGCUCUGGAAGCCUAUGUGAUAAAAUCCGCGCUCUUCAGCGGAAUGACCUGUACAGUGUUUCAGAAACUGGCUGCGUCCGAUCGCGUGGGAUUAGCUGACUUUGGGAGAAGAGACCCCGACGGGAACCUGGAUAAACAACUAAGCUUCAAGUGCAAUCUGUCCAGUACCUUCAGUGUGGUGGCAUUAAAGAACACUGUUGUGGAGGCUUCGAUCCAGCUGCCGUCUGCUCUGUUUGUGCCCAAAGAGAAGCGUGAGAGGAGAGCAGUGGAGGAGUCUGUAUACAAGCUUCAGCUAAUCGCAUUUAGGAAUGGAAAGCUUUUCCCUGCCACAGGAAACUCCACAAACCUUUUAGAUGGGAAAACACUCUCCGUAGUUACUCCUGUCAUCCUUGCCAAACUAGAUGGACCAAACAGAAACAUUCCCAACGUUCCUAUUAAUGUCACACUUCGUCGCAUUGCUCAUGGGAAGGACCCUGUGGCAGCCCAGUGGGAUUUUGAUCUUCUUAACGGACAAGGGGGAUGGAAAUCUGAAGGCUGCACCAUUAUCUCGUCUGAUGAAAAUAUAACUACUAUUCAGUGCUACACUCUCAGCAACUAUGCUUUAUUAAUGGAUCUGACUGGGACAGAAGUCUACACCCAUCCUGUGACUCUGCUGCAUCCCGUGGUGUAUGUGGCUGCUGUGAUGUUACUGCUGUGCUUACUGCUGUUCAUUAUCAGUUACUUGUACUAUCACAGCUUGAUAAGGGUUAGCCUUAAAAGCUGGCACAUGCUGGUUAACCUCAGCAUUCACAUCUUCCUGACCUGUGCGGUGUAUGCUGGAGGCAUAACUCAGACCAGAAAUGCCAGUGUUUGCCAGGCGAUUGGCAUUCUCCUUCAUUACUCUACAUUGGCUACAGUGCUGUGGGUGGGCGUCACAGCUCGCAACAUAUACAAGCAAGUAACUAAAAAAGGAAAGCGGUGCCAGGAUCCGGAUGAGCUGCCUCCCCCGCCUAGACCAAUGCUCAGAUUUUAUCUUAUUGGAGGUGGCAUUCCUGUGAUUGUAUGUGGAAUAACAGCAGCUGCAAACAUUAGAAACUACGGAAGCCAGCCUAAUGCUCGAUAUUGUUGGAUGGCUUGGGAACCAAGCCUGGGAGCAUUCUAUGGACCUGCAAGCUUCAUCGUUUUUAUAAAUUGUAUGUACUUUCUUAGUAUAUUCAUUCAACUGAAACGUCACCCUGACCGAGUGUUUGAGCUGAAAGAGCAGACUGAGGAACAGCAACGGCUAGCAGCCAGUGAGAGCGGGGAGGGGAACCAGCAAGAUUCACUUUCAGUGUCAUUGGUAUCAACUUCGGCUUUGGAGAAUGAGCAGACGUUCCAAGCACAGCUCCUCGGAGCCAGCCUCACUUUGUUCCUAUAUCUUUCCCUUUGGAUAUUUGGUGCAUUGGCAGUUUCUCUGUAUUAUCCGAUGGACCUGGUCUUUAGCUGUUUUUUUGGAGUCACAUGCCUAAGCCUCGGUGCCUUUUUAGUUGUACACCACUGUAUGAACAGGGAGGACGUGAGACGGGCCUUGAUAAGCACUUUCUGUCCAGGUCGAAGUACGUAUUCGGUGCAAGUCAAUGUUCCACCCUCCAACGUUGCUGGAACCAAUGGUGAUGCCGCAAAGUGUACCAACAGCAGUGCCGAAUCCUCGUGCACCAAUAAAAGUGCACCCAGUGUCAAAAAUUCUUCCCAGGGCUGCAAGCUAACCAAUCUCCAAGCAGCUGCAGCACAGUGUAACACAAACCCCUUGCCUAUCAACACAGCACCCCAGCUAGACAACAGCUUGACAGAGCAUUCAGUGGACAAUGACAUAAAAAUGCACGUCGCCCCAGUGGAGGUUCAGUACCGUCCCAAUGGUCAUCCGUCCAGGCAUCACAAAAAUAGAAGUAAAGGCCACCGUUCAAGUAGGCUGACUGUUCUUCGCGAAUAUGCAUACGACGUACCCACGAGUGUUGACGGGAGUGCUCAAAACGCAUUGCCUAAAAGUCGGCAGAGUUAUUCUGAAGGUCACUCUCGCAGUCGGAGAGCUUAUUUGGCAUACCGGGAACGCCAUUUUAACCAGUGCCACCAAGACAGUAGCGAUGCUGGAAGCACUCUACCUAGGUACAGCAGAAAUAUGGAAAAGACUGCAACAAGUAACCACAAGAAAGACAUUUUGAGAGAACCCAUUGCCGUGGAACUUGAAAGUCAUCAAAAAUCAUAUGGCCUUAAUUUGGCUGUAGAGAAUGAGCCAGCUAAAGAUGAAGUGGACGAGGACCCACCUAUAAAUGCAGAUAACAAUGUUAGGACUGGCCUAUGGAAACAUGAAACUACUGUGUAGUACUUCCAGGCUGGACUCGCGUGAAUGGGAUGAUUUACAUCCCUUCAAAGACUGAUUACAAUUGUUUACAGACUUCUUUUUUUUACCUGUACUUAUUUGGGAGAACACUAACUAUGAAGGAAGAAAUCUGAUCUUACUUCUAGUGACUUUGUUUAUUUGAAAAAUACUUUUGUAUUUACGUGUGGUUUUUUUUAUUAUUUUUUAAAUAUUUUUGUAAGAAAACCAAAACCAAAAAACUUUUGAUGUAUUUUUUGACAUAUACCGAAUGCCUUGAUCCCUAAAGGAUUUGUAUUUAAACAUGUAAUAAAUGACGUCUUUCACGGUCAUAUUUGAUACAUUUGAAA